Messenger RNA from Leguminivora glycinivorella, 798 nucleotides. RefSeq lists its product as uncharacterized. Lineage: Eukaryota; Metazoa; Arthropoda; Insecta; Lepidoptera; Tortricidae. The record is from RefSeq and is a predicted model, not a curated record. The transcript has 2 exons. Bases 31 to 798 code for a protein of 255 amino acids.
UGCAAAAAUGUCACCAGAUUUGUGCGGCAUAUGAUAAAUUGCGAAAAAAGUCCAGUUGAAGUAAAACGACAGUUACGACAGAAAGGACCUGAAAUCAUAAAUCAGCCUGUGGUUUCUGAUGAGCCCGUAAUGGUUGAGAGCGUGACAGAUAACACAUUUAAUGAGAAAGAAGCGGAUAAAGCAUUAGCUAGAGCAAUAUACGUAACUGGCCAGCCGCUUUCAAUCUUAGAACACCCUUUAUGGAAACGGGCACUUCAAUUGUUAAGGCCUGGUUACAACCCACCUUCACGGAAAGUAUUGUCAACAGUGCUUUUAGAUGAAGAAUAUGCAGAUGUGAAACAAAAAGUUACGGAAAAAAUUGAAGAAGCUAACGUUUUGCACUUGGCCGCAGACGGUUGGACAAAUGUUAGAAAGGAUUCUAUUAUCAACAUAAUUAUCUAUACACCGAAGCCAUAUUUUCAUUCGUCAAUUGAAACAAGAAAUAACAGGCACACGGCAGAGUACUUGUCUGAAAAAAUAGGACAAACUAUGAACGAAAUCGGAUCCGAAAAGUUUCUGGGCAUUAUUACUGAUAACGCUGCCAAUAUGAAAAAAUGCGGAAAACUGCUAAAUGAGCAAUAUGAAAACACCACGUGGGUAGGAUGCCUCGCUCAUACUUUGAAUCUGCUGAUAAGCGAUGUAUUAAAAAUAGAGGCCAUUCAGGAAACCUUCUCGUCCGUUGUAGCGACAGUAAAAUCUAUUUUGCAUUCGAACAUCUUCAGUGCCGAGUUUAAAAAAUUGCAGCCGAAAAAUCUUUGA